GAGUAGUUUAAUUUUUAUGUAGUUAAAAAAAAAACAAAAGAACUCAAAGUCCCAUAAUGCAACGAUAGGGUAAAUCGCGCCUGCGCGGUAAGCAAUCCCUCUUUGGACCUACGUCUCCACUGAAACGAUGGCCAAGCGCACCAAGAAGGUGGGGAUCGUUGGUAAAUAUGGCACGCGUUAUGGCGCGUCGCUGAGGAAGAUGGUGAAGAAAAUUGAAAUCAGCCAGCAUGCAAAAUACACCUGCUCUUUCUGUGGCAAGACCAAGAUGAAGAGGAGGGCUGUUGGUAUCUGGCACUGUGGGUCCUGCAGGAAGACAGUGGCUGGUGGCGCCUGGACGUACAACACAACUUCUGCUGUCACUGUCAAGUCUGCAAUCAGGAGACUGAAGGAGUUGAAGGACCAGUAAACCAAGUGCGAUGAUCACUGGUGGAUUUGGGACUUUGUUUUCUAUAAUUUAACCGACCUGGACAUGGCCUCAACAUCCAAAAAUAAAGCGGUCUGGAGCGGAA
Molecule: messenger RNA, 509 nt
Organism: Scatophagus argus
Lineage: Eukaryota; Metazoa; Chordata; Actinopteri; Scatophagidae
Gene: rpl37a
Product: ribosomal protein L37a
Exons: 4
Coding region: 128-406 (92 amino acids)
Biological process (GO): translation
Cellular component (GO): ribosome
Molecular function (GO): structural constituent of ribosome
Source: RefSeq, a predicted model, not a curated record